Guyanagaster necrorhizus is the source of this 353-nucleotide messenger RNA. RefSeq lists its product as uncharacterized. The transcript is spliced from 3 exons. Bases 30 to 302 code for a protein of 90 amino acids. The record is from RefSeq and is a predicted model, not a curated record. Lineage: Eukaryota; Fungi; Basidiomycota; Agaricomycetes; Agaricales; Physalacriaceae.
GGAGGGACCCUUGAUCAAGAACCACCACCAUGUGGGGUUCGGCGUCUAGCCACUGCAAGCCUGGCUCAAGGGAUUCUGCUCGUCAGAGCAUCAAGCAGGAUAAUAAGCCACUCCUGAAUGAACCACCGCUGAGCUCCCCAUUGCCGACAGUAGCAAGGCUCAAGCACUCCCCAGUGUCCGAACUCGAGCCACUAGCCGCUGAAACAGUGGACGCGUGUCAAACUAGCUAUGAUGUUACGUCACGCGAAUCACACUCAAAGACCGCACCCAGCGUCUUCACCUCGAGACACGAGACGAAAUGAACACGAACGUACCUUCAAUAUCGACGACCCACGCGAGUACCGCAAAUAGAC